This is a messenger RNA of Panthera uncia (snow leopard), 1710 nucleotides long. RefSeq names its product dorsal inhibitory axon guidance protein (gene DRAXIN). The transcript has 6 exons. The record is from RefSeq and is a predicted model, not a curated record. Bases 10 to 1056 code for a protein of 348 amino acids. Gene Ontology annotation, cellular component: extracellular region. NCBI's taxonomy places the organism in Eukaryota, Metazoa, Chordata, Mammalia, Carnivora, Felidae. Gene Ontology annotation, biological process: Wnt signaling pathway; axon guidance.
CCAGAGCUCAUGGCCGGGCCCAGCACCCACGUUGUCCCCAUGCUGUUCCUCGCCCUCCUGGUGCUCUCGGAGCUGAGCCUGGCAGGCUCCCUGGGACCUGGAACCCCGGCUCGGAACCUUCCUGAGAAUCACAUCGACCUCCAGGGCCCAGCACUGUGGAUGCCUCAGGCCAGCCACCACCGCCGGCGGGGCCUGGGCAAGAAGGAGCGGGGCCCAGGCAUGCCCGGCCGGGCUCAGGAUGGGGCUGUGGUCACCACCACCAGGCAGGCCUCCAGGCUGCCAGGGGCAGGGGAGCCGCUGCCCGGGCAGAGUCCUGCAGGCCUACUGGAGGACAAGGGCCCGCUCCUAGGGCUGGCACUGCCCUACCCAGAGAAGGAGAACCGGUCUCCCGGGUCAGAGAGGGUCAAGAAACGUGGCAGGGAGUUCAAGAGACGCAGGGAAAGGUUGAAACUGCACAGAGGCCGAGCCUUGGUCCGAGGUCCUAGCUCCCUGAUGAAGAAGGCAGAGCCGUCCGAAGACCAGGCACCGGAUGCCACGAUGGAGGAAUCCUCCACCAGCCUGGCCCCCACCAUCCUCUACCUAACCACCUUUGAGGCAGCACCUGCCACAGAAGAGUCCCUGAUCCUGCCUGUCACAUCCCUGUGGCCCCAGGCUCAGCCCAGGCCUGAUGGGGAGGUGAUGCCCACACUGGACAUGGCCUUGUUCGACUGGACCGAUUAUGAAGACUUAAAACCUGAGGUCUGGCCCUCUGCAAAGAAGAAAGAGAAACACUGGGGUAAACUCUCCAGCGACGGUAACGGAACGUCACCGGCUGAGGGUGAGCCGUGCGACCAUCAUCAAGACUGCCUGCCAGGGAGCUGCUGUGACCUUCGGGAACAUCUCUGCACGCCCCACAACCGUGGCCUCAACAACAAAUGCUUUGAUGAUUGCAUGUGUAUGGAAGGGCUGCGCUGCUAUGCCAAAUUCCACCGGAACCGCAGGGUCACACGGAGGAAGGGGCGCUGCGUGGAGCCGGAGACGGCCAACGGCGACCAGGGAUCCUUCAUCAACGUCUAGCGGCUCUGCGCGAGGCGCCUCCCCGCCGGCCUGGGGACCGCGCGCGCGCCGAGGUUUGGAGAAGCCGGGCAAUUUGUUCGGAACUAGCCGUGCGAGAUCGGAUGGGGACUAGAUGAUCGAGGCUGCAGGCGCCAGCCCAGGACACUCAGCCCCGGCAGGGGAGCCCUGGGCGAACUGCCCCCGCCCAGGAGCCGAGCUGCGGCACACCUGCGCCCACCUCCCGGCCUCCGGAGGACCCACGAGGCCCCCGCGGCCCCGGGGGAACCGCGUACUCCGCGAUGGCAAUGUCGAGACUGCCCUCUACUGCCCGACCUCAGCACUGCAAUGGAGAGGUUUCCGAGCGCGUAAAGGGACCACUCCCAGAGACCAGAGAACCCGAGGAGGUGACCGCGGGAACACCUCUGCCGUACCUGGCACUGUGCUAAAUGCGUGCCAUACGUUAUCUCUCUUAGUUAUCACAAUGACCUUUCAGAGUGGGCAUUAUCACCGUUUUAUAGGUGAGGAAAACCGAGGCAGAGUUAGUUAUGACUUGUCCAGGGUCCCAGAUCAAUGCUCCUCAAACCUUAACCUGUGUAAGAACCCCCGGGGAGAUCUGGCUCAAAUGCAGAUUCUGGCUCAGUCGCUUCAGCAUUUUUAACAAGCUCUGGGGGGGGG